Dreissena polymorpha is the source of this 5841-nucleotide messenger RNA. Its product is annotated as integrin alpha pat-2-like. Gene Ontology annotation, molecular function: integrin binding. Gene Ontology annotation, biological process: cell-matrix adhesion; integrin-mediated signaling pathway; cell-cell adhesion. Gene Ontology annotation, cellular component: integrin complex; external side of plasma membrane. The record is from RefSeq and is a predicted model, not a curated record. The transcript is spliced from 22 exons. Lineage: Eukaryota; Metazoa; Mollusca; Bivalvia; Myida; Dreissenidae. The coding region runs from base 570 to 3980 and encodes 1136 amino acids.
GUGCGGAGAGGGGCGGGCUAUUAGUAAUCGAACGCAAUGUAUUGUGCUGUUUAAAUAAUUCUUGUAGUGCAUUGGGAAACCAACAGUUAUAUUGCCCGAAUGAAGGUGAAUUAUUUAUCAACUGCACAGGUGUGUGUUUGUGCUUAAAGUUGUGUAUGCCAAGUAGUAAGAGUUCAUUUAAAGGCAGACUGUUUAUGUUGUGUUAUUAAUGUCAAGUGAAGCAUAGUUAGACAUUUAUCCAAGUAUUUAAUUCAUCGCUACAGUAAUUCAGUUUUAAAUAUCACCGCGUCGUGUGCUUUAAUGGUUAGGCCCAUAUGUAAACAGCGGUAAAGCUGGGGUGUAUCAUGUCAUGGAUAGAAAACCAACCUUAAGCAGAUACCGUAAUGGCUUGGUUGAUAUUGUUGUGCGGUGGAAUACUUAAACAUUUAUGAAUAAUUGUGGGUACAGUUUCAAAUAAGGCGGAUUACAAACAGACGAAAAGGCAAGGGAUGUUAGUGUUUGUUUCAAAUCGAAGGAAUUAUUGAUGAGAAGCUGCUGGUAAUUUAAGUGACGGUGCAGCAUUAGGAAUAAUGGAAAUAAAGGGAACACAAAUCGAUCUUAGGGAAGUUAAAGAAAAGUGUAAUGGUUGCUUAAGACGCGAAAGAACAGCGCGCUUGAAAAUGCAACAAACACCAUCAGGAAAUGUUAGUUCGAGACCUCAGUGUACACUUUCAGCCAUCAGUGGUGGCUCCGGUGCUAAUUAUUCUGUGAUUUCAUUUCGCGCAGGUGGAUUCCCGCGCAGUCUCGCGGUCACCUGCGCCGCGCUUUUCGUGCUCGUCAGUACGUGCACGGCGUUCAACCUGGACGUGAACAGCCCCGUAGUGUUCUCCUAUCCCGGUCAGGACGCCGGGUCCUACUUCGGCUACACGGUGGCCAUGUUCAAGCGGCCUUCAUCGGGUGAACGUUGGGUCCUGGUCGGUGCGCCCCGAGCUAACAGUCCCGUCUUCCUGGCGGAUGUGGAGCGACCAGGCGCACUCUACCGCUGUGACACGAACGCCAGGUGUGAGGAAAUUCUAAUUGACGCGGCGAAGAACAACGAUCGCGACCAGGCGGUAUUUGGCGACAAGACUCGGAUCUUCAUACACGGAAAGGACAACCAGUGGCUGGGUGGAUCCCUGGACGUUGACACCAGCAGGGGCAUAGUCACCUGCGCAAGUCGCUGGUACAACAAGAACUUCCUUACUGCUGGCUACUACUUCAUGAACGGCCUGUGUUACGAGCUGCCUCUCGACCUCAUGGCCACCAACAUCCGGAAGAUCCCGGCGCUCGUGGAUGGCGAGAAACAGACGAUGAUCCUGCCCGGGAACCUGACCCGUCUCAACUACGGCAUGGGCAGCAUGGGCGCCGCUGUACACUACACCGCGGAUGGUCGAGACUUGUUGCUGGGUGCCCCGGGCCUAUACACGUGGACAGGUGGCUUCAUAGACAUCGACAAUAGCGGCAACACGAAUCACAUCUCCCAGUAUGAAAACCUGCCCACAGAAAUAUCUGAAAUGGCAGGAUACGCGAUGACGAGCGGUCAGUACUUCGGGAAUGGCCAGACUUACUUCGCCAUCGGAUCACCGAGAUAUGAAUUAACCGGAAAGGUGCUGCUGUACGAGGGAGACCGGAAGUUAUUCCAGGCGGAGCGGCCAUUCCUGUCGCUUAAUGGCUCCGAGCUGGGCAACAGUCAGAUUCCCGUGAACGGUUUCUACGGCUCAGCGCUGUGCUCUGCUGACGUCAACAACGACGGCCGGGAUGAUCUCAUAGUGGGAGCUCCGCUGUUCUCAGACACCGCGGCUUAUGAGACCGGCCUCGUACUGGUCUACCUUGGGCAGGCAGGCUUUACUUUCAAACCUCAGAAGGAACGCCUUACCGGAAGUGGAUACGCGGGUGCAAGAUUCGGAACCGCCAUCGCUAGCAUGGGGGACCUCAACAUGGACGGUUUCACCGAUAUCGUGGUUGGCGCCCCGUACGAGGGUGACGCCAUGCAGGGCUCGGUGUACAUCUACAACGGCUGCAAGCUGGGGGUGUGGCACCACUUCUCGCAGCGACUAGAUGCCCGGACGCUCGCGCCCGCACUCCGAUCAUUUGGUAUAUCCUUCUCGCGACCGAUGGAUUUUGACGAAAAUGGCAUCAACGACCUGUUGGUGGGCGCCUACCUGUCUGACCGGGCGUACCUGUUCCUUGGCAAGCCCGUGAUCAACGUGCAGCUUACGCUGGCCUCCUCCGUCUCUCAGAUCGAGCCCUCCCUGACGGCGGCGGGACUGAGGCUCACCACGUGUCUGCAGUACAACUACUUCACCGUCACCUACAUACAGUUCAACGUCACCAUAGAGCUAGAUACCUACAUGGGAGAAUACAACCGAAUCAUGUUCGACAAAGGGAGCAGAAUGACGUCAUUUCUACUGAAAGUCUUCCACAACGAAAAAUCUUGUGAUACCCGAACACUGACGAUUAAGUCGACCGUGGACCUGAUGACGCCUGUGCGGAUCCAGGCCUCUUACAGCGUGGUGCAGUUCGCGUCUUCAGGGGACAAGCAGCCCGCCAUCAACCGCUUCCAUGGAGACGACCCCAACCGGAACCUGAUGAUCGCCGUAGAGCGGCUUGAGUUCAAGAAGAACUGCCCGGACAACCGCUGUCGCACCGACCUCACCCUGACGGCAGCGGCGGAGUAUCAGCAGGAGGCCGGAAACCUCAUCCUGGGAACUUCCAGUCUCGUAUUGGACGUGAGCAUCCGGAAGAGCGGCGACCCCAGCUACGGUUCCAACCUGUUCGUCGCGUUUCCGAAGUCGAUGCGGUACCAGAAAGUGGAGAAGGUGGCCGGGGAGACGGAGGUCCAGUGCGGGUUUAUCGAGUUGCGAGAAGAGGCGAGUGACGCCGACCCGGAUGUGGAUUCCCUCGAGUAUCUGCAGAGGCAGCUGGUGCCCAAAAUGGACAAGGAGGCCGAGGAGAUGCUCGUGUGCUCCUUCGGGAAUCCCCUGUCUAAUAAUACAGGUGUCAGGUUCCGGUUACACAUGGUAGUUCCGGAGUCUGUGAAGGAGUCUAAGCUCUACUUCCGUUUGAACGCAACGACCCUUAGCGAUGAGCUGCGAGCAGAGGACAACACGCAGAACAUUGACAUUCCGGUCAAGUACAAGGUGGCGACCGCCUUCAAGGGUGUGUCCCGGCCCUCCAUCCUGACCCUGGCUGACCCCGCCCUGCGCUACAACGUGACGCACGUGUACGAGCUCCGGAACCAGGGGCCCAGUCCACUUCCGGCGGCCCUGCUCAUGAUUGAGUUCCCGCAGGUUCAGCAGAGCGGCCGCGUGCAAAUCAAACUGAACACCACUGAAUGGAGCUGCCCGCCCCCAUGUCGGAUCACGUGCGAGUUCCCCAACAUGGAGGAGAACAAGGCGCCCGCCAUCUUCUCGGCGAAUAUCGGCCCAAGCUACAGCGUCAAGACGUCACCGUCGACCAGCGACGUUAACGUCGGAGAGGCAAAAUCCCUGUCAUCGCUACGGAACACUGACUGUAACAAGCACAGGUGCUCGCGCUACGACUGCAAGCUGACGGACAUACCGGCGAGAGAGAGCGCCGUCGUGACGUUGACUUUCCACGUUGCUGGCGACACGCUUGAUGUCGUCACGGGCGGCCAGACGCUCACUAUCCGCUCUGACGCGUUCGUGCGCCUGGACCGACUUGAGCGUCUCAUCACCGACACCACCACCCACGUGACAGACGUGUUCACUGACCUAGUUCCGGUGACGCCGCCCCGAAAGCCGCUCGCGUGGUGGAUCAUCCUGAUCAGCGUCCUUGCGGGACUCCUUCUGAUCCUACUGGUCGUCUUCAUUCUCUGGAAGUGCGGCUUCUUCAAGCGGAAGGAUCUGGAGGAGAUGCGGCGGAUGCAGCACAAGGGCGAGGUGAAGCCCAUGUUGGAGGAGGAGGAGGCCGCGGCGGAAGCAGACGCCAAUGGAACCUAACAUGGGAUUGGGUGCAGUGACAUUAUAAUGUAUUGAAAUCUCAGUAUAUGACGUUGAACGUCGCUGAAUGGGUAUGUUCAUAGUGGAUGGUUCCUUACCUGGUCAUCGUUAUUUACGUGGACUUUAUAGCGAAGUCUUGGAAUCAGAAAUACGACGAUUCAAUGGAUUAUAUGGUGCUUUUGUAUAUUCUUCCAUACAAUUUGGACCAAGGCGCAGCGGUUGGUGACCACACUUCUUCUCAUGCCUAUCGGGGUUCAAUACCCAUUUCCGGUGUGGACAAGACCAUAACAAAAAGAGCGCAUUCAGUUGAACAUACAAAGCUGCGUAUUUCAUAUAUUAUUCAAAUUAAAAAUCGCCUUUCGUGAGUUAUUUAGGCAGAUAUGUUGGGAGACAGUUUGGGCCCUCACAUAACGCAGCCACUGGCGCGAAGAAAACUCGUAAACUUCGAAAUACACACAUACAAAUAUUUAAGCAUGACAUAGGAUAUACAAAUUCGUUUAUUGCAAUUUUGUCCACGUAACUUUAAGGCAAGUUAAUAAAUGUGUAUUAAUGAGUCAUAUGUCGUAACUAAAUUAUCAACUUCUCAUUCGCAUUUCACCUGAAACUAAAUGGCGCGUAACGCGGUGUUCAUCGAGCGUGUAUCUCUAUGACGCAGUGUAUCACUACGCGUCAUAGAGGACCGCCCUGCAAUCUUACCCACUCACAUAUCAUACGUCACGAUUGCUCAUUACAUAUACCGCCAGCGACAUUCCAUUUAAACAUGAUGUAUGUUAUACGAAGUAAUCAUGCGGUGAUUUUCUAAUUAAGGACUCCUUACACAGAGUGCAGGAUCAACGGGGUUUUCACGGGUUUACACACGGGCUGGAAAGGAUGUAAACACACCAUUAAGAACGUUAUUUUUUCAAAUAUCUCAAGUUAUUUAAAUACCUUUGGAAAAAAACUUUUAUGCAUACAAGUUUUUCUUGCAGUGUGUGCCGAUAUCUUAAGAUUAAAGAAAACGUCAUUGAAUACGUCUGAAAUCGGUGCCAAUAUUUCACGUUGCGUGCUGCAUAACCGUAUACAUAAAUGUAGUACAAAUUGCCAUAAAUAGCACAACAAACUGUAUUUUAUGCACUAGUUGAAAUUCUCAAGAAACAUUGUUUUAAAAAGUUAUUUAAAAUAAAGCACCAGUUUUUACCGGUGUGUUUCAAUCCAUUAAAGAUUAAAUGGGAACCCCACAAAGUCACGUGAUCCUACACCCUGAACAUUUAUUGGUCAAUGAGAUGUUUUAAUAGCCAGUUGUUAUUGUUAACCAUCCGGGCCGCUUUCAUGAAGUUCUAUUUGCUUUGCAGCAAUUUGUCAUGUGAAGCGAUGUCCCAAUGUUUUUGCUAUAAGCUAACCAAAUAUAUCACCGUUUUAUGUACAGAAACGCCAUAUCAUUUAAUAAUGUGAUUAUUGUAUUAUUUGAGUUAAUAUGUAAUAGAUAAAUGCAUAUAAUAUGUAAAUGUAAACAUUAGUUAACGUUUAUGUUAAUAAUCGUAUAGCGCAUAUAACUCAUCGUUGCAACACAUUGAUUAUGUUUAAUUGUCACAAUUCAUAAAAGAUGUCAUUUGUUACAUAUUGCUAUAUGUUUGUAAAACUACUCUUGUAUUUUAUAACACAUGUGUCAAUCUUUCUGCUGAAAAUUAAAACUAUUUACAGUGUUACGUAUGAGAUGUGGAUAUUUUUUUGAUGCUUAUAGUGUAAUUAAUUGGCAUUCAAUGUCUGUGCAUGUGUGCUUUGCACUUCUUUUAUACAUUGUGCUAUAAUGCACACUAAUUUAAAUUGUUAUGUAUAUCUGUGUAUGUUGUAUAUUGCAUAAUACAGUCCUUUUAUAAACCAU